AUGCCUCCUCUGCAGAGUUCUCAAGUUCAAGAUGGCCAACCGACUACGACAACAACAGAAACUGAGACGGAUAAGAAGCUCAAGAAUAAGCCAAAUGGUACGUUUGUUUUGUGCUUUACGUUUGUUGUUCUAGAUUCCAAAUUACGCCAGCAAAAGUUGCCUGCUUGGCAGCCAAUCUUAACUGCCUUCACUGCGAUUCCGACUGUUUUCCUGAUCGGGUUCCUUUUCAUCCCGAUUGGUGUGGUCCUAUUUGUAUAUGCUAACAAAGGUAAGUGGUUUUUUCUUUGCGUUAACGGUUACCUCAUUAUCUUUUUAGUGUACGAGCAAGUGAUCCCCUACGAUAAUUGCGGGCCUGGUCUUUGUGAUGUCCCUUUUCAAAUAGAUGAAAGUCUUAAUGAGAGGGUUUUCUUUUACUAUCAGCUCAAGAAUUAUUUCCAAAAUCAUCGAAGAUAUGUGAAGAGUCGAAGCGAUCGACAGCUGGCUGGAAUUGACCUUGGUGAUGUGGGAGAAUGCUCGCCAUACGACUUCGCCCAAGGAACUAGCACUAAGAUAUUGCCAUGUGGAGCGAUUGCCAAUUCAAUGUUCAAUGGUAAGUGUUUCAUUACGAUAGUUGUUAUUUUGAUUUUAGAUACCUUUCAAAUAUUACGAGAGGAUGGAAUUACUCCAGUUACAUGGACUUAUGAAGGCGUUGUUUGGAGUGUAGAUCAGGAUGUGAAGUUCCGGAAUCCUCCAAACAGUGGGGUUGAGGAUCUCUGCAAUCAGUUUAGGCCCUACUCUCGGCCUCCGAAUUGGAAAACCGACCUUUGUCGAUUGGAUCCAUUGAAUGCUAACAACACUGGACUCCAGAACGUUGAUUUCAUUGUUUGGAUGAGAACGGCUGCUCUUCCGUCUUUUAGAAAGUUGUAUCGGAUAAUGUAUGAUGGAAUUCCUCAGGGCAGAUACAUCUUGAGGAUACAGAAUAGUAAGUUCGAUAUUACUUUAUAAACCUUUCUUAUUUGUGUUUAUCCCAAUUUAAUUUUUAGAUUAUAAUAUCUCGAUGUUCAAUGGGAAGAAAUCCUUUGUCAUAUCGACAACUUCUUGGGCCGGAGGAAAGAAUACUUUUCUGGGGAUCGCUUAUAUUGUAAUUGGCAGUAUUUGUGUCAUUCUCGGAUGUAUUUUCACAUUUAUUCAUCUAAAAUUCGGACAUUCGUAAGUUUUUUUAAUUUUUCUCUCUGAAAGUUUAGCUGGCUUUGUUUUUAAUAAUAUGUUUGAUGACUUCUGUUACUACUUACAAUUAAUUUGUAACCUUUUUAGUUUUGCUGAGAUGGCCGAUGUGACAUCAGGUGUUCGAGCUCAGUGA
This is a messenger RNA of Bursaphelenchus xylophilus (pine wood nematode), 1339 nucleotides long. The record is from the annotation of a GenBank genome assembly. Lineage: Eukaryota; Metazoa; Nematoda; Chromadorea; Rhabditida; Aphelenchoididae.